Messenger RNA from Ustilago hordei, 1062 nucleotides. RefSeq names its product putative guanine nucleotide-binding protein alpha-1 subunit. Gene Ontology annotation, molecular function: G-protein beta/gamma-subunit complex binding; GTPase activity; G protein-coupled receptor binding. The coding region runs from base 1 to 1062 and encodes 353 amino acids. Gene Ontology annotation, cellular component: heterotrimeric G-protein complex. Gene Ontology annotation, biological process: G protein-coupled receptor signaling pathway. The transcript has a single exon. The record is from RefSeq and is a predicted model, not a curated record. NCBI's taxonomy places the organism in Eukaryota, Fungi, Basidiomycota, Ustilaginomycetes, Ustilaginales, Ustilaginaceae.
AUGGGUUGCGGUGCUUCCAAAGUAGACAAAGAGGGUCGGGCUCGCAACGAUAGCAUCGAAGCACAGCUCAAAAAGGAUCGUCUCGCCCAAAGGAAUGAGGUCAAGAUGCUCCUCCUCGGUGCUGGAGAAUCAGGCAAAUCCACCAUCCUCAAACAGAUGAAGCUCAUCAACCACGGUUCCUACAGCUCAGAAGAGCGUGAAUCCUACAAAGAGAUCAUCUUCUCCAACACUGUCCAGUCCAUGCGUGUCAUGCUGGAUGCCAUGGAGCGUCUCGACAUCCCGCUCGCAGAUGCUUCCAACGCACCGCGUGCAGAGAUCAUCCUCGGUCUUUCUCCCACUAUCGAAUCCGACGUUUUGCCGAGACAAGUGGCAGAUGCCAUUCAUGGCUUGUGGGCUGAUGCAGGUGUUCAAGCUUGUUUCGCUCGUAGUCGUGAAUACCAGCUGAACGACUCUGCCAAGUAUUACUUUGACUCGAUCCAGCGUAUCGCUCAACCCAACUACCUCCCUACAGACCAAGAUGUCUUGCGAUCCCGAGUCAAGACUACCGGCAUCACAGAGACGCACUUCCAGAUCGGCGAGUUGAACUACAAACUCUUUGAUGUCGGAGGACAACGUUCAGAACGUAAAAAAUGGAUCCACUGCUUCGAAAACGUCACCGCCAUCAUCUUCCUCGUUGCCAUCUCGGAAUACGAUCAACUGCUCUAUGAGGAUGAGAAUGUCAACCGCAUGCAAGAGGCUCUUACCCUUUUCGACAGUAUUUGCAACUCGAGGUGGUUCGUAAAGACAAGCAUAAUCUUGUUCUUGAACAAGAUCGAUCUUUUCAAGCAAAAGUUGCCCAUCUCACCUAUGGCGGAUUACUUUGGCGACUACACGGGCGGUGCCGACUACAAUGCCGCUUGCGAAUACAUUGUCAACAGGUUUGUUACCUUGAACCAGAGCGAUGCAAAGACCAUCUAUACGCAUUUCACUUGUGCAACAGAUACAACCCAGAUCAAAUUCGUCAUGUCGGCAGUCAACGAUAUCAUCAUUCAGGUCAACCUUCGCGAUUGUGGUUUGCUUUAA